AGUACCACUUUGACAGGAGUAAUGUUCACAAUAUUUCAUCAUAGGCAUAGAUAUUGAUUUAUUUAUUUUACAAUAACUAAUGGGCUUUUAAACGUGUAAAGUUUAAUAAGCAUUAGAAGUUUGUGAACUAUACAAACAGAACGUGUCGUUAUUUGAUAUCCAUACAGUCCAGUACAUUACAAUGCCUGCGCCUCGGGAGGAGGAUGUUAAUUUACCGAUUUAUGUUCGUGUUGUAUCAUCUAUAUUUAUUGUGUCAGCCAUAAGUGCCUUUGCAUUUACUGUGACACGGCUGCUAAAUCCGUAUUUAUUUUAUGAGAGAGAUUUGGAAGGAACAGAUUUAAUUGUGCACUAUCUGAUAUCGGGCAUGAUGGUGGUGACAAGCGUGAUUGGGGUGGUGAAUAGUGCGGUGAUGCUGGGCCGCAGCCACCAGGCUCGCGGUGUCACCGUCUGGCUGCUGCUGGAUUCUCUGUUCGAAGGCGCGCGCGUCAUCUACGCGUUCGUGAGUGCCGCCGUGCUGCACGGCACCGGUCUGCUGCUGCGCUACGAGCUUGCACUCACACUCAUCCAGUACUUGCUCGACAGCUAUGUAUAUUGUCAGAUGAUACUGAGACACUGACAGUUCGAGAGGCAGCUGCAACGUCGGCGCCAAUGCAACAUCCGUACAGUUCACUCAAAGAAACUUUUAUAACGGUUAACUCAUUAGGCUAAGCAACAAAUGAUUUAUUGUACCAAAGGAGUGGCAAACAACGGUGGAAUCGGCAAAUCUCUGGUCACAAAACCACUCUAGUAUUAUUAUGUAUUACAAUGUAUAUAUAAGAUUAACUUGUAGAUGCUGUCCCAAGGGCAGUACAUUUCUUAGUGAGAUUGAUUCGUAAAAGACAUAUGUUUUUGUUUUUAAAACAAUAUUCCAUGUUAGCUGUGAUUUUUAUCGAAUUCUAAGUUAAUUUCAAUGAAAGCUUUACCUAAUUAUUGAAGGCUUGAGAUAUUAAUUUUUCUUGGUUGAUCUGUUUUUUUUUUUUUGAAUUUAAAUGUGAUAUUGGCCACUCUAUAAGGGUAUAAAAGCAUUCCUCGCUCUAUGUUCUAUUAUUUUUAUAAUUUUUUUAAAUAUUUAAACGUAACUAUUUUAUAAUUUUUAUCUCGUUUGAUCCGCCUUUGAGAUGUUGCUUGUACGAUUUCUUUGUCCUAGAAUUCCGGGAACACAACGCGCAACUUGCCAUAAAACAUAGGUGAAAUAAAAAAAAACUAACCUAAAACAAAAUGACUUUAUUGAAAAAAAAAAACAAUUCUUUGACAAAGAAAUUGGAUCUAAGAGCUGCCAAAGAAUGAAUGACUUUUGAGUAAUGUACGUAAAUCGUACUGUUUUAGUUCCUAGCUUGUGUAAUAAAAUAUAUGUAGUGUAGUAAUACAACUGGUUAUUUUGAACAACGCGUGAAUUGAACAUAGAAAGUGUAACGUAAUACGAACGUUGUUACGCGUCAAUGGAUUUAAUAAAUUGAGAGUUUCCUGUCGUUAUUUUGAUUGGAUCUGACGAUACUUUUAGCAGAAGACAAAUC
Messenger RNA from Papilio machaon (common yellow swallowtail), 1553 nucleotides. RefSeq lists its product as uncharacterized. Lineage: Eukaryota; Metazoa; Arthropoda; Insecta; Lepidoptera; Papilionidae. The record is from RefSeq and is a predicted model, not a curated record. The transcript is spliced from 4 exons. Bases 182 to 616 code for a protein of 144 amino acids.